This is a messenger RNA of Odontomachus brunneus, 7740 nucleotides long. It is a transcript of the gene Atg2, whose product is annotated as autophagy-related protein 2 homolog A. Bases 591 to 6950 code for a protein of 2119 amino acids. The record is from RefSeq and is a predicted model, not a curated record. The transcript has 16 exons. Gene Ontology annotation, cellular component: phagophore assembly site; extrinsic component of membrane. Gene Ontology annotation, biological process: autophagosome assembly; reticulophagy; autophagy of mitochondrion. Gene Ontology annotation, molecular function: phosphatidylinositol-3-phosphate binding. Lineage: Eukaryota; Metazoa; Arthropoda; Insecta; Hymenoptera; Formicidae.
GAUCGAGCGCGCUGUAAAAGCAGCGCGUCCGAAACGCAGUUUCGGCGGUGCCAUUCCUCGUCGUUUGGCUACGUCGCGCGCCUAUGACGACGGGUUACAACUAGUGUUUACGCAGCCACGCAACCGAGAAAACGAAAAACGAGAGAGAAAGAAAAAUGACCUUCAGAGACUUUAUCCGUCCGGAAGGUGGUCGCAUUGUUCCGUGAGUAUAAACGGGGAGGUGCAGCAGAAUCGGUUCCGUCUGUCUCGAGUCAGUUGAUCCUCUUGAAUCUCUGCGGCCGACGUCGUGUGAACGGGGCAAUCUCAGUUUGUUUGGCUUGCGGCGACGCUCCUCGCCGUCGUUUAUGCCAAUCAGUUUAUGUCAAUCGGUUGUGUACGUUACAAGCUCGCGUUGUAUCAUGUCCAGCCUUAUGUGCGACACGGACGGUGCGCUUGUCCGGGACACACGAUUUUGUCUCCCGUGCGGCUCGCUCCGCUGCUAAGGUAUGCCCGACGACGUGCUCGCGACCGCGAUCGCGACCAGACGAUGGUGAUGACGUUCACGACAUAGCGGAGAUACACGCGGUGAGUCGCGGACUCAAGCCAGCAAGAUGUCCUGGAUGUCGGGAUGCUUCCCAUGGUCGGAGAGUAUCAAGAAGGUGGCCAGCAGAUACCUGCUGCAACGUUAUCUCGGCCAGUUUCUGGAGGAGAAACUGACGUUGGAUCAGUUGAACAUUGACCUGUACAACGGCACCGGUCGUGUAACCAACGUCAGUCUUGACGUGCAGGCACUGAACGAAUUGGGGGAGCAGCAGCAACUCCCGUUGGAAUUUGUCGACGGUUUCAUAACGGAAGUGUCCAUCAGCAUACCAUGGGCGGCAUUACUCAGGGAAGCGAGUUACGUCGAAGUGAGAAGUCUCAGACUCACGGUGCAGCCGCGACAAAGAACCGACACUGGCGCGUCAAUGUUCGAGUCCAUGUGGAGUUCCAUGACGUCGAGUAUGCAAUUGGCACAGGAAUGUCUGCAACAGGACACAGCCAAUACGACCAACACUCAACCCUUGGAAGCGGUGGAGAUGUUUGCGCAAACGAUAGAUUCGAUCUUAUCCAAGGUGAAAGUCAGGUUCAUAGACACUGUGAUACGCCUGGAGCACGUCCCCCUGGACUCGUCCAUAGGAGUGGCGAUGGAAAUGUGCAUACAGAAUCUCGAAUAUUCGGACGAGGCUGGAUUGGAUCCCAGCAGUACAUCUUUGGACUGCAAGGAGUCCGCCAAGACCUACAUCAUUUCGGCAUUCACUACCAAACGGUUUUACCUGGAGGGUGUGACCUUCAACACCGACGAGUUUCCCUCUCAUGCAAGAACGUUCUCUAAAAGCAUGGUGGAAAGCACAUGCUCCACGCCCGAUUCCAAAAACUCGGACAGUCUGUUUUCUUCCGCGCUAAUGUCUCCUACGCAGAACACGCCACACACUCCAUCGGAGGGAAAUGCCGCUAAUAAUGUGAGCGAAUCGAAUCCCAUCAUGUUUGCCAAGCUGGCGGGUAGACAAGAAAUGAGAUUGAAGAUAAAACAAGAGGAAGGAGUGUCGGGACCAAAGGUGGAACUAGAAAUUACCUUGGGAUCUCUCACGCUGUUCUUAAGUCCCAGACAGCUGCACGUCUUGCUGGAAUUAGCACAUGGCCUAGCGUCCCCGGAUUUGGAAGAUGUUAGUAACGUCGUGCCGAGGACCUACACGGGAAAACCUAUAGCCGGCAGUGACUUUAGUCGCAUAGAACACGAACUCAUUCAACACACUUAUCCUGCACCAGACUUAAGAACCACGGAUUUGCGAUACACUCAAGGUUGGUCCACGGACCCUGUGGACGAGUCUGACAACGAAGACGAAUUCUUGCCAAUGCAACUGCCGGGAUCGAUGAGCGGUUCGAUGAUGAGCAACAACAUUAGUAUGGAUGGCAGCAUAUCCAACAGCAGCAUCAGCUCGAAGAGCUCGACGACGAAUCUAUCCAAGCACAAUAAGCAUAGAUACAACGCAGACAACGACACUUCCGCCGAGACAUCUCAGUUCCAUAUGAGAAUGUCCUCGGUCGCUCUGGUGCUAUUGCACGAGGAUAUACUGACACCGUGUGUGGAAGGACGGUUCACGAUCGGUCUCACCUCCAGUAGCAUCAAGCAAAUGAGAAGCAUCGCGAAGGAAUUCUUCAAACAAUUGGGAAUGUUUGCAACAGGCGGCUACGGAAGCAAAGAUUUCGACAAAGUGUCGAAAUUGCUUGUGGAUGCCUGUCGACUUAGUCAUAUUAGAUUAUUAGGCGCGCCGCUUGUCGUCGAGGGAAACGAAAAGACCACUAGUCAGUUCUCCACGAUAUCGGGAAAUUUGACUUUAGCUAGUUUAGAAGUUAUGGAGUGCCUGAUCGACUCCACCAAUCCCGGUUCGUACGGAACACCAACGAUGGAAUUCGUCGAAUUGCUCGGAUUUCCAAAGGAGAAUGUAACCGAACUUGCUUUUCCCAAUAAGACAAACUAUAGAAUGAGGUUCAAGUACACAGAGAAAGCUGUUCGGCACGCUCAUUCAACGCGGUUUACACACCCACGCACAGAGAUUGACAUUCAAUUGGAGACAUGCAGAAGCGAGAUAGACAUCACGAUUAUAGAUAGAAUAUCUGCUGUGCUUAAUCCGCAACCAAUAUGCACUGGCAAUCCUGUAGUGAAUACUAGAGAUAAUCAGCAGACAUCUUUCGAUCAGGCUGUGGAUAACACAACACUGCCAGACUCCAGGGUGGAUGUGAAGAUUUCUUCUUCGUCCUGCACGAUCAAACUCAGGUUUCCCGUGCCAGAUCUAAGACCGCUGCACGAUAUGAAUCGCGCGCCAUGGUGGAAGAGAUCCGUGAGAUCCGAUUACAUAUUACUGCAGAUGGCAGACGCACAAGUACGCUUCAGCACGGAGAGUCGGUCUCACUGUCUAGGGAGAUACGAGUUGCAGUGCCGUCGAUUGUUACUUUCGUACGUGGAGACCGAAGGAGACGUUCCGCUUGAAAUCGGCAGAAUCACAGCCGACGAGAAAAGCGACGCUUCGUAUCAGCAAGUCAGCGAGGGCUUCGGUUGGGCGAGAGUAGUGAUCACUAUGUAUCCGCGUCGUCUCGGCGCACAAUUAGAAGACAGCUCCGAGGGGGAGCAAGAUUCGAGUUUGGACGAAAACUUGGAGAAAACCCCCAAACAUGAGCCUUCUCCGUUCAGCUCUAAACGCGUUAUUCGCGAGUCCGACACGCCUCAUUCUCGGUCUGCUCACGAGCAGACCGAAAAGAACGAGCAGAGCGAGGGCGAGGAACUGAUAAUACCCGGCAAUCGGCAAGAGAUGUUGGAAUUCAUAGAAGAGGGCACACGCGGCUCCAGAUUGCAAUUGGACAUUAGUCUACCGUGCGUUUCCGUUCAGAUACCAUCGAAACGCGUUUACGAGCUGCUGUACAACCGAUUCAACACCGAUCUGUUCCUAUGGGAGCCGUCGGCGCCGAAACCCAGAUGCAUGUCUAACAUGGAGAUUCACGGCGGCCUUGAUCUAGCGUCGACUCUUUUACCAGAACCCGGCACGCUGCCUAGGUUCCGAAUGUGCAAAAGCGGCAUCCAAUGCUCCGACUCCGAAUCGGACGAUGAGGACGUGUUUCACUCCACGGAGGAUUACUACAAGGAUCGAAUGUCGAGAAAUCUGAUUGACGCGCAGAGCAAGGUAGCGGUAACCGUCAACAUCAGUCAGGGUCUGCUGGUGAUGCGGACGCCUGUUCGCGAUUCCACGCGCAACGUUAUUCCGAUGCAACAUGGCGAAGUGGUGAUCCGACUAGAGGACGCCACGAUAUUCUCCGUGACCGCGUUCCGCGGCGACGACGAUCUCGGCUACAUGUGCGGCAUGGCGAGGAACAUGUGGUUGAACCACUUCGGUCUGGCGACUAGCUCGUCGCAGACACCACCUUUGCGAUUCGUGAACAGCGUCAUACCGCACUGCUACGACACCAUUUAUCGGAGUGAGUCAGGCUGUAAUAAUCCAGGCGGUUGCAACAACGUCACGGAGACGGACAUAGUGACGUUGGCGGUGAAAAUACAAGCCGCACAUCAGACACACCGUGUCAAAACGUUCCGCGUGGCGGUGGGCAUGAGAAACGCUACGCUGAGGCAUCGGAUGUGUUCUCACGCGACCGCGUGGUACACACAGUUGAUCGACUGUCUGGACGUAGCCGAUUAUCCUGUACCCGGCUACGCGCCACCGGGUGUUCUCACGGAGCUACACCUGCACUUGUGGGAUUGCGCGGUCGAUUAUCGGCCGCUUCAUCUGCCGCUCCGGUCUGUGGUGACGCUGGGCAACUUUAGCGUGUCGAGCAACAUCGCCGCGCAGACCAAUACGUCGACGUUGCGCUUCAUCGCAGAGGAGAUCGCGCUCUUCGUGUCGGACAAGACGUCGGGCAAAUGCGUGGACCUCAAGCGGGAUUAUGUGUGCAUGAUGAAUCUCGGGCUGUUCGAACUGUCGCUACGUUUGAACGAGAAGAUGUGUGGCGGCGCGCCACGGGUGGAUCUUCGCGCGAGCAACAACGUGCUGCACGUGCGCACGUGCUCGGACUCUGGUCGCGCUCUCAUGCAGCUUCUCAACUAUAUCGCCAGCGACGGUGAUCUGCUGCUGCCGAGUCCGGCGGCAGCCAGCGCCGAAAGCAUGCCCGUGCCGCCGCCGCCGCCGCCGCCGCCGCCGUCGUCGUCGUCGUCGUCGAGUCACAACAGGUCGCCCGAGGAGAGUCUCGUGGAUGUGGAAAGUAUAAACACGUUGAGCAGGAGUCAGGUGGAGCGAGUAUACAGUUUGAUGGAGGACGCGCUGGAGGAGACCGGCGUGAAGGGAACGGCGUCAACGACACCGAACGUCGACGGCAGGACUCCGAUGAUGGAAAAUCGAGUCGAGGUGUUCUUCUUUCCCGACGAGGCUUGUCCCGCUACCUCGCAGAGCCGCGGAGACGCGGAACCGCGGAAGAGCGCGCGAGAAUGCGCUAAGACGACGGCCACCGUCGUCGCGUGUGACACUGUCGAGUCCGACGACGCCGACGAGGAAUUCUGUAUUCUAGGGGAGGAGGCUGGUAUAGGCAUAAUACCGCGCUGCGGCGUGCCUGAAGUCCGUUGGCUGUGUCAGGAAUCGUUAAGGAUAGUGGACAAUCACUUUUACGUGCCGAUCGGCAAAGCAAAUCUGCUACAGGCUCCGCCGAAUUUCCCCGCGCCUGUAUUGAAGUACACCCUCUGCGAGAUGACGCUGAUCUGGCACAUGUACGGCGGCAAGGACUUUGAGGAGACGCAACCGCCGCCGCCAUGCCAAAAGCACGUGAUCAUCAACGAUAACGCGCGUUACAAUACCACGCAUGGAAGAAGUAGAUCCGCCAUAGGUGGAGUAAGUUUCAGCAAGUCCAACUCGAACGAGGUGCACUUUGGCAGCGUUCCGAACUCACCCUGCGCAAUGAGAAGCAGGGAAUCGUUGAUCGACUGGCAAACGCUGGGCGGCCCGGGCAGACGGCACGACGUGCUGAUGGAGCUGCAGCUGAAUAAGAUCCGCUUCCAGCACGAGGUCUAUCCGGAGAACACCGCGGAAGCGUCCAGGCAGGUUCUGUUGGUGAACGAGAUUGAAGUAAGGGACCGACUGGCGUCGUCGCGUAUCAACAAAUUCCUUUACCAAUAUAGCAGUGAGGCGAGACCGAGGCAAUCUCAUGCCAAUAUGUUUACCAUGAAGGCGGUUCACGUAAGGCCGGAUCCCAGAUUAAACGCUCAGGAAUGUUGUUUAAAACUUGGCCUACUGCCACUGAGACUGAACAUUGAUCAGGAUAGCCUACUGUUCUUAAUACAAUUUUUUAACGAAUUAGGCGGUGGUGGAUCGAAGCAGAGCCAAGAAAACGCUAGCACAGUAUCCAAUAAUAGCUCGCAAUCCACCUCCGUAUCGAAACAAGGAACACCCACGCAUCAUCCGCCCGUUAUGAGCGUGAAUGAUGAUGCGUCGAUGAACGACGCAAUAAUGGAUAUGUCGCAGAAUGAUAUUAUUGAUCAAAAUUUAUUGAUAAUGCUGGAGGACGAGCUGACGAUCAAAGAGAACAAAACGAAAGCCAAGACCGUCUACGAGGUUCAUGACGAUAGCCAGCCAAUAUACUUCAGAAGCGUGGUGUUUUCUCCGGAAGUUCUCGUCAAGCUGGACUAUCAGGGCAAGCGCGUAGAUCUCACUCAUGGACCGUUGGCCGGCUUGCUGAUGGGUCUGGCGCAAUUGAAUUGUUCCGAGUUAAGGCUGAAGAGAUUGUCGCACAGAUACGGACUUUUGGGAUAUGACAAACUACUCGCGUAUCUGGCUUCGGAGUGGUUGCAGGACAUUAAAAAGAAUCAACUGCCGGGUUUGCUAAGCGGCGUAGGCCCGAUGUAUUCUGUGGUGCAGCUUUUUCAAGGGAUACGUGACUUGUUCUGGCUACCGAUCGAACAGUACCAAAAAGACGGGAGAAUCGUGCGUGGUUUACAGCGUGGUGCAAACAGUUUCACGACGUCCACCGCGAUGGCGGCGUUAGAACUCACAUCCAGACUCGUGCACGCGAUACAGAGCACAGCCGAAACGGCGUACGAUAUGGUCAGCCCUGGUCCCAGCGUGAGGUACAAAAAUAAAGGACAGAAAGGCCGUCGAAAAAGGCACAGUCAGCCGUUGGAUAUUCGCGAAGGAGUGGCCAACGCCUAUAUGCUGGUCAAAGAAGGUUUGGGUGAAACUGCGACACAGCUGGUCCGCGUAGCGAGUGAGGAACACGAGCACAAGGGUGUAUCUGGCGCGGUUGGCGGAGUGUUGCGACAAAUCCCUCCGACGGUCGUGAAGCCAAUCAUUCUAGCCACAGAAGCGACCAGCAAUGUGUUGGGCGGUAUGCGAUCGCAGCUGGUGCCUGAUGCGCGUCGCGAGGCGGUUCAGAAAUGGCGGCAGGAUUCCGAUAUGAGUUAAUUUCGUUGUGGUACUGAAAGUCGUUAAAUUUAUCGGAUUGUUCGUCAAUUCUGCUCAACGCAAUCUCUCGAAUUCGAUCGAUCUGUCAGGUAAUCUUGUACCGCGACAUGCUCGAGUGAAAAUGUUUUGAGUGCAAACGAUAAACUUCACAAACGGACAGCGAAAUAGCGAGAAAUCAAUGUCGGUAUUCAACAUUUCCCAUACCAACGAUUUCCUAAGGACACGAGCUCUCGCGCGAGGAAACUAAACACACUACGCGCAAUUCGGCUCAAGAGAGAAAUUUAAAUCUUAUUUAGAAUUUGUUCGUGAUAUCUCUGAAAACGCGUCUUCGUAUACACGUGUACAAAAAAAGAAGACACCAAUGAUCGUACAAUCAAGAUUAACAAUAAUCGUGUUUCAUCUGUGCAAUUAGGUCCGGUUGGAUCAUGCGAACACACAGGCAAAUGAUAUCUAGAAAAAAACUCAAACUUAGAAAUAAACUUAGAAAGUCAGUGAAGCAGAGAAAGAAAGAAAGCAGGAGUAGUCGUUAGACUCUAAUUACGGAGUACUACUCGAUAUUAAUAUAGUGUAAUAUAUUUCGAUUCCGUUAAUUUCCUUGUACGAUGUAUUAUACGUCGAAAUGAAAUACGCGAUUUGUUAUAGUAUACAUAUAAAGAAAAAGAGGCGAGUUCUAUCGUAAAAAAAUACAUUACGCGCUUGUAUGUAUUUUUAUUUUAAUUAUGCGUGCGUUUUAUACCAAUGAUGUGUAUAUGAAAAAGAUUUUUAUUAAUAAAAUAAUAUACGCGCGAUA